AUGGACAUUUGCCGGAAGUUUAUACGUAACCCGGAAGUUAUCGUAGUCAGACACAGGGGUCGAAGAAGUCCUCUUCCUGUACUGUCACUGAUAUUCACACACCCCCCCCCACCUCCAAUACCACCAUGUCUCGUGGCCGCCAGCCCCCGCUGGUCACUGGCAUCUCGCCCAAUGAGGGCAUCCCGUGGACCAAGGUCACCAUCCGCGGCGAGAACCUGGGCACUGGGCCGGCCGACCUCAUUGGCCUGUCAAUCUGUGGACACAACUGCCUCCUGACAGCCCAAUGGAUGUCGGCCAGCAAGAUCGUGUGCCGCGUGGGACCUGCCAAGGACGACAAAGGCGAGAUCAUUGUCACCACCAAGUCUGGCGGCCUGGGCACCUCCACUGUUUCCUUCAAGCUCCUCAAGACAGAAAAGAUCGGCAUCCUGGACCAAUCGGCCGUGUGGGUAGACGAGAUGAACUAUUACGACAUGCGGACAGACAAGAACAAGAGCAUCUCGCCACUGUCGCUGCGGCCUGCCAACCCACUCGGCAUCGAGACGGACAAAGUGAAGGUGGCUCAGAUGGACCUGGAGAGCAUGUUCCCCAGCAUGAGUGGAGACUUCACCAGCGAGAACUUCUCAGCCACCUGGUACCUGAUCGAGAACCAUUCUACCACCAGCUUCGAGCAGCUGCGUGUGGCAGCAAACAACCUCCGCAAGCAGGCCAACAAGAAAAACGAGGGCAGCCUGGCCUACGUCAAGGGAGGCCUCAGCACCUUCUUUGAGGCCCAGGACGCGUUGUCAGCCAUCCAUCAGAAACUGGAGGUGGACGGGACGGAGAAGGUGGAGGGAUCCAUGACGCAGAGGCUGGAGAAGAUCCUGAACCGUGCGAGCGACACGGCCGACACGCUCUUCCAGGAAGUGCUGGGCCGUAAGGACAAGGCCGACUCCACGCGCAACGCCCUCAACGUGCUGCAGAGGUUCAAGUUCCUCUUCAACCUGCCCUUGAACAUAGAGCGCAACAUCCAGAAGGGCGAUUACGAUGUUGUGAUCAAUGAUUAUGAGAAGGCAAAGUCCCUCUUUGGAAAUACUGAAGUCCAAGUCUUCAGAAAAGUGUACGCCGAGGUGGAGACGCGCAUCGGCUCGCUGAGGGCCCUCCUGCUGGACAAGCUGCUGGAGACGCCGUCCACGCUGCACGACCAGAAGAGAUACAUCAGGUACCUGUCAGACCUGCACGCCCCCGGCGAUCCAGCCUGGCAGUGCAUCGUGGCCCAGCAUCACUGGAUCCUUCAGCUGAUGCAGACUUGCAAGGAGAGCUUCAUUCAGAGGCUCAAAGGGGGCAGUGACGGCAUGACGCUGGACUCCGACGGGGAGUUGCGGCCCUCUGGCCUUGGCCGGCUGGGCCAUUCUGCCUCUUUUAAGUCAGGCAGCACUGAAUCCUGGACCCCCCGGAGUCCUCAGCAGGUGUCGUUUGUGGAGAAGCUGGCAGAUGUUGUCACCGGGCAGCUUCCCAAUUUCUGGAAGCUGUGGAUCUCCUAUGUGAACGGCAGCCUGUUCAGCGAGACAGGAGAAAAAUCAGGCCAGGUGGAGAAGUUGAAGAAAAAUGCCCGUCAGAGGCAGAGUGACUUCAAGAAGAUGAUCGAGGAGGUGACGCACCGACUGGUGAAGCUGGUUCGCGGGGCCCUGUUACCCUCCAGCCUGACACCAACAGAACUACAGCUGUACGGGGGCUGGGGGACCCAGAGCGAGUUGAGCGGACCCAGCCUCACACAGGUCAUCCACACCGUCAGGGGAAGUCAUGAGGCGCUGGCGGCACUUGAAAUCCCCAACGACCUCCUGCAGGUGAUCCAGGAGCUGCUGUCAGAGCUGCGCGUGCAUUGCCUCAUCGUGACGCUCAAGCAGGUGGCCGAGGAUGUCAAACAGCUGCCAGAGAAGGAGGACUGGGUGGUCGAUAACGAGGGAGUCACUUCCUUGCCGGCCCGGUUCGAGCAGCACAUGGUCCAGAUGCUUCAGUCCCUGAAGGGUCCCAUGGACUGCAAGCCCGGGGAAGUUAACAUUUUUCAACUGGAGCGGACUCAGGAUAAAGCCUCUGAGCUCUGUGUGUCGAUUAUGAAGGUGUUCAUCAACUGCUUGGAAGAACUAAGCACCAAAGCUGAUGGCAACAUGGAAGCUUCCCACAUGUGUGUGGAUGUUGUAUCCCCUGACCUUUUCAGAAGUGUCCACAACGACUACAGACCUUCCCCAGAACAGCGGCUGCUCCUCAUCCUCAGCAACUGCCAUUACCUGGAGAAGCACACCUUCCUGAACCUGGCCGAGCACUUUGAACGGCACGGCUUCCUAGGCACAGAGAAGAUCACACGGGUCAGCGUGGAGUCCGUGCGCGCCCUUGACGCCAGGCUUUUCGAGUCCUACGUGGAGAGGAAAGCUGACCCCAUCGUGGGCUCGCUGGAGCCGGGCAUCUAUGCCGGCUACUUUGACUGGAGGGACUGCUCGCCCCCUACAGGUGUUAGGAACUAUCUGAAAGAAGCCCUGGUGAACAUCAUAACAGUGCAUGCAGAGGUGUUCACAGUAUCAAAGGAGCUAGUCCCACGGGUUGUCUCUCGCAUGGUGGAGGCCGUGGCUGAGGAGAUGAGCCGCCUCAUGCAGUGUGUGUCAUCCUUCAGCAGGAACGGGGCCCUGCAGGCCCGCUUGGAGAUUUGUGCCUUGAGGGAUGCCGUCCAGUUCUACCUGACAGAGGAGAGCGACGCCAGCUUCAAGCAAGCACUGGAGGCCCUUCCCCAGCUGCAUAAUGGGGCUGACAAAAAGCUGGUGGAGGAGCUGCUGAACAAGUUUAAGAGCAGCAUGCACCUACAGCUCACCUGUUUCCAGCCUCCAUCCAUACAGCCCCUCAAGAGAUGAGAUUAAGCGUCACAUGUCAAGUUCCUGCCAUGUUCUCAUACCUCUUUACAGCUCAACUGUAUGUUCUUGACUCUCUGUUGUCCAUGUAUGGGUGGGGUCCAUGCAUGCUGGAUUCUUAUGAUUUUAAGAGGUGACUCCUUGCCUGCUUCAGAAUUGAAGACACUCAGUCCACUACACACCUGGUCCACUACACAUUUACGGUGUGAGGGCAGAGGAACAGUUCUGAGAAUGUUUCAAAUGUACUUUUCUUUGGAAGUUAUUCCCUGCACCCCAGACCUUUAUUUGCUGAUAUAUUUCUUAUCCUGUCUGUUCAAUCAUUAUAAUUUCCAUUAUGUGACUCUCAUCUGAUGAAUAAAACAGAAAUUCAAA
Brienomyrus brachyistius is the source of this 3248-nucleotide messenger RNA. RefSeq names its product exocyst complex component 2 (gene exoc2). Gene Ontology annotation, biological process: exocytosis; Golgi to plasma membrane transport. The transcript has 28 exons. NCBI's taxonomy places the organism in Eukaryota, Metazoa, Chordata, Actinopteri, Osteoglossiformes, Mormyridae. The coding region runs from base 126 to 2879 and encodes 917 amino acids. The record is from RefSeq and is a predicted model, not a curated record. Gene Ontology annotation, cellular component: exocyst.